This is a messenger RNA of Trematomus bernacchii (emerald rockcod), 2140 nucleotides long. Its product is annotated as protein FAM177B-like. The coding region runs from base 1073 to 1612 and encodes 179 amino acids. The record is from RefSeq and is a predicted model, not a curated record. NCBI's taxonomy places the organism in Eukaryota, Metazoa, Chordata, Actinopteri, Perciformes, Nototheniidae. The transcript has 5 exons.
ACUGGAGUGGAAGUAUGAAGUAGCAUAUCAUAAAAAUACUGAAGUUAAGUACUUGAGUAAAGUUACACAGCUGUGAUGGACUAAUUGUCUUUUAUUUUUAAACAGAAGGAGGUUCCCCGAUCUCUCUCCACUCUUUUUUUGUCAGUUUUCUGCUAUUUGUCUAUUGAAUAAUAAAAGAAAAGAAAACUAAUCAGUGGCUAGCCAGCUCAGUGUGAGUAAACCCUUUAAGGUCUCUUCAAUUUGAUUUCGUUUUAGAAAACGUUUAUGACCUUUACAUAUCCACAAACACUUAGCGUGUUAAAGGUGACAAAAAUAAAACAUCCGACGAGGAUGGGAUUCGAACCCACGCGUGCAGAGCACAAUGGAUUAUAUGCAAACAGAAUGUCAAAUUAAAUACUGAACGGUAGAUUAAAUAAUCUAUGAUAUAUAUAAUACAGUGUCAAGUAGUACAAUUAGAAGAUGUAUAACAUGAGGAUAUGAACCGGCUUGGAGAGUAACAGAAUACACAACGGGAUUAUGUAAUAGGGAUAAAUAAAUAAAAAAGUGUAUCCCCUUACAGUUAAGAAUAAUAAUACAACAAAAUAUGUUAGCAGAUUACUGGUACAUUUAGAAAAAAAAAAAUGGGGAUUACAAUGUAACACUUCAUUUUAAAAUAAAGAACGAUAUAUUACGAAGCCCAUGCGCACACAGUAAAACACACAUUCAAUAUUGAGGUUAUCCAAAUGUAACAGAAAGGUUACAGUUUAUUGUCGUGAGAGUUACUGAUUAAAACAAGUAACUGUAACGGAACACACUUUUAAGCCCAACUCUGGAUCUUUUUAGGCCACCUAAAGGACAAUAUUUAAAGCAUUAAGGUAUCAGGACAUUCUACACAGCGUAACAAGCCCAACCCCUUCAGCUUGAGAAUGAAACUGAUUGCAUUACAGACGGCUGUGAUAAGGUUUGCUCUGCUGUGUUUGUCCUCUCAGGUGUCAAGAGUCUCGUUGUAAUUCUCCACAAAGCAGAGUGAGCGGUCCAGCUGAGACAUGAGGAAUAACUGACUGCAUUGGAGUGAAAGAAAGACUAAUGAAGAAUGACCAGCAACCAGGAAGAAAUAGAGUUUGGGAGUCCUGCCCUUUCCAAACAGAGGAGGAUCAUCUACUUCUCCAGCGGUGAGACCAUGGAGGAGGAAGACAGCGAGGAGGAAGAGGAGGAAGAGGAGGAAGAGGAGCGGUCAUCAGACAGGCCUCCCUUCAGAGAGCCUGCAGAGAAGUCUAGGCUGUCGUUCAGGAAUGUGGCUCUUCUGGUUGGGAGGAUUUCCCUGCUGACUUGUGAUUUCCUUGGAGAGAGACUGGCCGGGGCCCUCGGACUGAAAGCAGCCAAAUACCAGUACGCCAUCGACCAACAUCACCGAGACCACAAGACAAAAAGCAGCGGGGCGUCAGAGGACCUGAUGGAGGGAGGGGGGGAGAAGAUCUGCCUCUCCACAGGACCGGAGGGGAGUUAUUAUGGAGCUGCGGGAGAGGAGCGAUGCCCGGCUGGUUCUCAGGAGAGAUGUGAUCAGAAACAAGAGGACACGAGAGAAGGGUGUUACAACAGAGCAUAUCAAGCAGAGGAGCUUCAACUGAAAUAAAACUAAGAAGGGAAAAGCAGAGGGAUGAUUUGAUGUGAAAGCCUUUGUUUAGAGUGCACUGUGUAUCAACUAAUAUAGCCCAUAAUAUAGUAUGGACCGCAGACAGAUUUUGUAAUGUUAUAACAAAAACAUAUGUGAAAAAAUAACGUGGUGCAAGCUUUCAAUUUUGUUAUGUAAUAACCAAAAAAUAAUUAGUUGGUAUACCAAAGAGAACGUUUUUAAAUGUACUUUGUUACGUUCCACCACUGGCUAUUUACAACAAGUGGAUAGAAAACAUCUAAAAUACACAUUUUGUUGCUGAUUUUAUUAAGAUUGCCAUUUUUGUAAGUAUUGUCCUUUUGUGUUUAAGUGUUAUACUCAGGGGGUUUGUCUUGUAAAUACCCAAAAUAAUUUGACAACCUUAUUUUUAAGGCACAACAGCUGGUAUACCAAAGUGAAACCCAAUGCUACGGUGGAAGAAGUACUUCCUUUUUUCCUGAAGUAAAAUUAGCAAUACUAAAUUGUAAACAUUAAAGUAAAAUUCCUGCA